This is a messenger RNA of Spinacia oleracea (spinach), 2318 nucleotides long. Its product is annotated as sugar transporter ERD6-like 5. The transcript is spliced from 19 exons. Bases 200 to 1627 code for a protein of 475 amino acids. Gene Ontology annotation, molecular function: sugar transmembrane transporter activity. The record is from RefSeq and is a predicted model, not a curated record. NCBI's taxonomy places the organism in Eukaryota, Viridiplantae, Streptophyta, Magnoliopsida, Caryophyllales, Amaranthaceae. Gene Ontology annotation, biological process: carbohydrate transport; transmembrane transport. Gene Ontology annotation, cellular component: membrane.
GGGUUUGAUUUGCGUCGUCGGAACUUUGCCCGGCAUUUAUUUGUUCAAUUUUAAUUCCAGUUCCCAAGUAAUUUUAAACUGAUUCAUAAUAUUAGUACUCGAUAUUAAUUUUGUAAUUUGUAAUGCCCUCUUGGUUCAUUCGGAUAGUAUUACAUUACUGUUAAAAUCGGCAAACACCGGAGCAGUGGAGAGAGAAACCAUGAAAGAAUAUCAGCAAACAACAUCAGUUAGCAGCAGCAGUAGUAGCCCUCUGCUAGUUGAGGAGAGAGAAAAUGGCUCACCAGCAGCAGCAACUGCAGCUGUUAUACUCAGCACUUUGGUUGCAAUUUCUGGGUCCUUUGUUUUUGGUUCUUCUGUUGGUUUUUCAUCACCUGCUGAAUCUGGAAUGAUCUCUGACCUAGACCUAACUUUGGCACAGUAUUCAGUCUUUGGAUCGAUAUUGACAAUUGGAGCAAUGAUAGGUGCGAUGGUAAGUGGCAUGCUAUCAGAUCGUUUUGGGAGAAGGGGUGCUAUGGCAUUCUCGGAACUUCUUUGCCUUGCAGGAAAUCUUGCAAUUGUAUUUGCGAAGGUGGCUUGGUUACUUGAUAUCGCAAGGCUACUAAUCGGUGUUGGAAUUGGGAUCAUUUCUUAUGUUGUACCUGUCUAUGUAGCCGAAAUAACCCCUAAAAACCUUAGAGGAGUAUUUACAGCAGCCCAUCAGUUGAUGAUUUGCUGUGGUGUAUCAACAAUGUGGCUUGCUGGAAAUAUACUUCAUUGGCGCAUUCUCGCCUUAAUUGGGAUUGUUCCAAGUGUUCUACAGUUUCUAGGUGUAUUCUUUAUCCCAGAGUCCCCACGAUGGCUCGCAAAGAAUUCAAGAUGGGGAGAGUGUGAAGAUGUUUUGAAGCAUCUUAGGGGACAACAUGUUGAUACUUCAGCAGAGGCUACGGAGAUUAGGGAAUAUACAGAAACCCUUCAACACUUAUCUGAAGCAAAGUUUCUCGACCUAUUCCAGAAAGAAUAUACCCGUUCACUGAUAGUUGGAGUUGGGCUGAUGGUCUUCCAACAAUUUGGAGGUGUUAAUGGGAUUGUAUUUUAUGCAAGUUCUAUAUUCCAAUCUGCUGGUUUUUCGGAAAGAGUGGGGACUAUAGCAAUGGUCACACUUCAGGUUCCUAUGACAGUUGUGGGCACCCUUUUAAUGGAUAAAUCUGGACGGCGACCUCUUCUAAUGAUUUCGGCAGCUGGGACUUGUUUGGGUUGCUUCUUGACAGGAUUGUCAUUCUUGCUCCAGGAUCUUCAUAUGGGGAAUACUGAAGCUCCCAUUUUGGCACUCAUUGGGGUACUGAUGUUCACUGCAUUCUUCUCAUUGGGCAUGGGUGGCGCACCAUGGGUAAUUAUGUCCGAGAUCUUUCCAAUUAACGUCAACGGUUCAGCUGGUAGUCUUGUCACAGUAGUAAAUUGGCUUGGUUCAUGGAUUAUUUCAUUUGCUUUCAACUUCUUGAUGAGCUGGAGUUCCCCUGGUACUUUCUUCUUAUUCUGCGUGAUUUGUGGUUUGACUGUCGUGUUUGUUGCAAUGCUUGUACCUGAGACUAAGGAUCGCACGUUGGAAGAGAUCCAGGCAUCCAUGAACCCCUUAACAUCAAGUUCAUAGAUCUUUUCAGUUUUGAUAUUGCUUUAUGGGUCCAGACGGUAAACUCUACUACGGGAUUGCCACACGUAAGGGUAUCUACGUGUUUAAUGGGAUGAAAUGGGAAGAAGAGGAGAGGGAAAAUGGUAGAGAAGCAAAAGACUUGAGCAAGCACAGGAUUAGGUUUAUAGACUUUGUUCAUGCUUUUGUUUCAUUGGCUGUGUUCUUGGUGUUUGCCUUCAGUGAUCAACAUGUGUUGAAGUGUUUUCUUUGGAAUUCAGCAAAUGAAGAUUGGGUUAGUGCACUUCUUCUGAAUUUGCCUCUUGGAGUCGGAGCUUUGUCGAGCUUCUUGUUCGUUCUCUUUCCGACUAACCGGAGAGGGAUUGGAUAUGCAGACAUGGCUGCUAUUUAGCUUAGGCUUCAAUGCUUCAUGUUCUAAACUUCGAUUCCCCGUAAGUUCAUUUACACACUGCGUAGUAGUACAAGUUACCAUAAGUCUGUACCAGCAUUUCUGACCACUUCGUGUUUUUUGAGCCAUUUCUAGCAAAAUAGUUGCAACAUUUUUAAAUUUGGUUGGGUUAAAAGUGAUUUGAAAACAAUCUUCUUGUAAUGUUCGGCCCGACAAUAUUGUUUGGCCUGAAUGGCUCGCAAAAUUGGCUUGAUUUCAGCGUGGCUUGGCCCUAUGUUCAUCUCUACUGAAAAAGUGGGUUGUACA